Messenger RNA from Closterium sp. Naga37s-1, 1590 nucleotides. The record is from the annotation of a GenBank genome assembly. NCBI's taxonomy places the organism in Eukaryota, Viridiplantae, Streptophyta, Zygnematophyceae, Desmidiales, Closteriaceae.
GGACGAAACUUGCUCCUGGAAGAGCCGAUUCGGCUGGCUUCGAUCCUCGAGCCGUCCUUUCAUCAUCAGCGCGCCGCGGUGCCGUCGCUGACCAAGGUGGUGGGCACGGUGGGCGGCACGAGCCGCAGCGUGGAGGCCCUGGAGGCGCUGCUGCGCGCGGGGAUGACUGUGGCGCGCUUCGACUUCUCCCAUGGCGACGCGGACUACCACCAGCACACGCUCGAUAACCUGCGCAUCGCCAUGCACCGCACCAAGAAACUCUGCGCCGUGAUGCUGGACACGGUGGGCGCGGAGCUCAUCAUCGCCAACCCCGGCGGGGCGCCCAUCACGCUCACGGCGGGCCGCGACAUCACCCUCUCGCCCGCCUGCUCCGCCGCCUCCGCCUCCUGCCUGCCGCUCUCCUUCCACGGCCUCGCGCAGGCAGUGCGGGCGGGCGACGAGAUAUUCGUGGGGCAGUACCUCUUCACGGGCGCCGAGACCACCUCCGUCUGGCUGCAGGUGCGGGAGACUCGAGGGGCGGACGUGGUGUGCUGCAUCCGCAACAGCACCACCCUCGCUGGCCAUUUCUUCACUGCACACGCUGCCCGGGUGCGCAUGGACAUCCCCACGCUGACAGCAGCGGACCGGCAGCACAUAGCGACGUGGGGGCGGCGCAACAGCGUGGACAUCAUCUCCCUCUCCUUCACGCGCCACCCUGAUGACGUCGCCCAGACAAGGGAGCUACUGGAUUCGUUGGGCGACCUGAGUCAGACGCAGAUCUACGCCAAGGUCGAGACCAUGCAGGGUCUAAGGAACUUUGAGGGCAUAGCGGAGGUGGCAGACGGCAUCAUCCUGUCGCGCGGCAACCUGGGCAUCGACGUGCCGCCGGAGAAGGUGUUUGGCGUGCAGAAGUGGGCGGUGGCGCAGUGCAACGUGCGCGGCAAGCCCGCCGUGAUCACACGCGUGCUGGACUCCAUGGUGCUCUCCCCGCGCCCCACGCGCGCUGAAGCCACUGACGUCGCCAACGCCGUGCUCGAUGGAGCGGAUGCGGUGCUGCUGGGCGCGGAGACGCUGAGGGGGCUGUUCCCUGCUGCCACCGUGGCCACUGUGGCUCACAUCUGCGCACAGGCGGAGCGGGUGUUCAACCACACGGGGCACUUCAACAGAACCGUGAAGGCGCUGCCCGACCCCGUGUCGCACCUCGAGAUCAUCUGCUCCUCCGCGGUGCGCACGGCGGAGAAGGUGCGCGCUGCUGCCAUCAUCGCCUUCACCUCCUCCGGCCACACUGCCAGGCUAGUGUGCAAGUACAAGCCGUCCAUGCCGGUGUUGGCGCUCAUGGUACCGCAUGUGUCCACGGACCAGCUCUCCUGGCACCUCAUGGGACCCUUCCAGGCGCACCAGUGCCUGGCAGUGCGCGGCCUGUUCCCCAUCCUGGCUGACGUCAUGACCCACGCGAGCAUCAGCGCAUGGACGCCAGAGGAGUGGGUGCUGCAGGCGGCGCUGGAGCGUGCGGGUGCCAUGGGGAUGGUGCGAGGCCGUGACCGUGUCAUCGUGGUGCAAAAGAUCCGAGAUGCCUUUGCCGUGCGCAUUGUGCACGCCACCCCCACCUGA